GGAUUUACUGCCAGGGUCCUGGAUGGAUUUUACUGCGUCUGCGCCCUUGGCAUUUCCUGCCCUAGAGAUUCCUCCCUAUUUCAUCUCUGUGUAGGUAAAGCGACUUGGGUUUGGAAAAGAAAAGCAACUUGCCUGUGUUUAUCCUGUUAGAGUCAGAACUGGAGAUUGAAGCUCCUCUGCCUCUCUUCAGCAUACCAUGCACCUCUUGUAUGAAGAAGAAAAAGUCCUUUGUUCAUUUAAAACACUAUGGUGAGAUGAAGUUUAAGAUUUCAUAACAAGGAAUUUCUGAAGAAGCAUCAUUACACAGAACAACAUGAGGAGGAGUCUAGAAGGGAACAGUUCCCAGGAACUUGAAUUUGGAAGACCCCUGAAGAAGAUGGAAGUUUAAAAAUUCAGGAGGGAAACAGCACUACAAGGGAGAGCCUGAAGAGAGGAAAAAGAGACGUUAAGGCAAGGGACAGUCAAAGACAAGCAGAUUCCUUCAGGAGAAGAGCCAGAAAUAUAAAGAGUUGCUUUCAUGUUAAAGAAUUCACAUCAGGAUAGAGGAGGAGAUAACCUCAAAUCAGAAAAAUUUAGAAGAAAAAAAAAACCACACACAUAACCUCAGAUUCCUAAUAAGGAUCCAAUUUCAGAGAAGGUGAGAGGUUAGAGAGGCAGUGGGGAAACUCUAAAACAGACAAUGAAGAAAGAAAGGAGAGGUUUCAGGCAAGUGGCAGUCAAAGCCAAGAAAACCUCUGCCAAAGAAAGAAGCCAGAAAUAUAAACAGUCUGGGAAAAGCUUUUGUCAGAGCUCCCAUCUCUUUUCACAACAAAAAAUCUUCAUUGCAGAUAGACUCUAUGUCUGUAAAGAGUGUGGAAAGACCUUCAGUCAGAGUGGAAACCUUUCUAUACAUCAAAGAAUCCAUACUGGGGAGAAACCUUUUCUUUGUAAUGAGUGUGGGAAAGGCUUUAGUCAGAGAUCCCAUCUUACUCGACAUCAGAGAAUCCAUACUGGGGAGAAGCCCUAUGCAUGUAAUGAGUGUGGGAAAACCUUUAGUCAGAGCUCAAAUCUGAUUGUACAUCAGGGAAUCCAUACUGGGGAGAAAUCUUAUGAAUGUGAUGAAUGUGGGAAAGCUUUCCGUCGGAGUUCAGGUCUUACUGUCCAUCAGAGAAUCCACACAGGGGAGAAACCAUAUGAGUGUAAUGAGUGUGGGAAAGCCUUCAGUUGCAGCUCAUACCUCAUUGUGCAUCAGAGAAUCCAUACUGGGGAAAAACCCUAUCAAUGCCAUGAGUGUGGGAAAGCCUUUAGUCAAAAUUCACACCUAAUUCUCCAUCAGACAACUCAUUCCUGAAAGAAACACCAGAUUCCUCCAUUGGUUAGAGCCCAGUAUUAAUAGGAUCAAAUGUUCGUAUUGAUUCCUUGUUGUGCAGCCACAGCCUGUACUCAAAUUAGCCAUUUCACAAAUGUCUACCUUUGUUCACAAUGGAAAUUGAACAAGAAAUUAUACAGGUCCAGACAACCCUUAUGUGUGACUGUAAAGGGACAACACAUUACUUUACACUGGUAUGUUGAUUUGUGAUUCCAUUUCAGUUCUUUUCAAAUCAGAGGUAUAUAGCCUAAAUUAGAUAUUAACCGGUGAGGGUAGGCACUCAGUCAUCUCCAAUUAUGAAAAUAAAAUGAACAACAUCA
Molecule: messenger RNA, 1668 nt
Organism: Dromiciops gliroides (monito del monte)
Lineage: Eukaryota; Metazoa; Chordata; Mammalia; Microbiotheria; Microbiotheriidae
Product: zinc finger protein 3-like
Exons: 3
Coding region: 680-1330 (216 amino acids)
Biological process (GO): regulation of transcription by RNA polymerase II
Molecular function (GO): DNA-binding transcription factor activity; RNA polymerase II cis-regulatory region sequence-specific DNA binding
Source: RefSeq, a predicted model, not a curated record